Dentiscutata heterogama is the source of this 674-nucleotide messenger RNA. The record is from the annotation of a GenBank genome assembly. NCBI's taxonomy places the organism in Eukaryota, Fungi, Glomeromycota, Glomeromycetes, Diversisporales, Gigasporaceae.
AUAUCACAGUUAACUUGCUAAUUCAGAUAGAUAAACUAGUUCAGUUACUUGAAUCGCCAGUCUUUACAUAUUUACGCCUCCAACUUCUCGAGCCAGAUAAAUAUCCUUAUCUUUUUAAAUGCCUUUAUGGGUUGUUAAUGCUCUUACCGCAGAGCAGUGCGUUUGCCAGUUUGAAAAAUAGAUUGACUAGUGUUUCAUCGAUGGGAUUUUUACAUUUGAUUCCGAGAAGUGCAUCACCAACUGAUACUAAACGACAAGCAACAAAAUCAUACGUAAAGGAUGACGGUAUUAAAUUUCAAGAUUUAUUAACUCAUUUUCGGACAGUACAAGCAAAGCAUGAGAAGACUAGAAAACAAACUCUGCAUUCUCUUGGUCAUUCUGGUAGUCAAACUACCCGAAAUCGUCGUAUUCGUGAUCGUACAUCGCUUCCGGCAAGCAGUAAUAACUUAUCGCAAUCUGUGACAUCAAUAUCCAAUAAGAACAAUAGUGGAAACCUAUCGCCCACUGAUCAUCGUGGAAGUACUAUCACUGGAGUAAGCACCAGUAGUGCAAACGUUAAUACAGGAUCGCUGCAGGCAGACCAAUCCAGAAGACGGCUGAGCGCGGCUAGUUCAACAAGUGCAACAAGUGAUCAUGGAUCCGGAAAUCCCCACAUACGUUCUCAGAGUCCGCCC